GGGGGGCCCGGCGCCCGAGCCGCAGCCCAACGGGGAGCUGGUCAGCCCCACGGGGGGGCCCAUCUACUACAUCUACGAGGAGGAAGAGGAGGAGGAGGAGGAGGAGCCGGAGCCGCCCCCGGAGCCCCAGAAGCCCGUCAACGACAAGCCCCACAAGUUCAAGGAUCAUUACUUCAAAAAGCCCAAGUUCUGCGACGUCUGCGCCCGCAUGAUCGUGUGGGGGGGGGCACCCCUGGAUGGGGGGGUCUCUAGCCGAGCAGGUUCCAGGGCUGGGACGUUUCAUCGAUUCUUCCUCCCCUCCCCCCCAGUCAACAACAAAUUCGGCCUGCGGUGCAAGAACUGCAAAACCAACAUCCACCAGCACUGCCAGUCCUACGUGGAGAUGCAGCGCUGCUUCGGAAAGAUCCCCCCCGGGUUCCGCCGGGCGUACAGCUCCCCCCUCUACAGCGACCAGCAAUACGCCUGCGUCAAGGAGCUGCUCU
Messenger RNA from Pelodiscus sinensis (Chinese soft-shelled turtle), 482 nucleotides. Lineage: Eukaryota; Metazoa; Chordata; Testudines; Trionychidae. The record is from RefSeq and is a predicted model, not a curated record.